Molecule: messenger RNA, 1596 nt
Organism: Paramecium sonneborni
Lineage: Eukaryota; Ciliophora; Oligohymenophorea; Peniculida; Parameciidae
Source: the annotation of a GenBank genome assembly
AUUUUUUUCGAGUAUAUUCUUAUACCACGUAGAUGGAAAACCCUUAUAACUUUGCCUUAAGCUAAUCAAACUAAUUUAAUAGUAUUAAAAUUUUUGAUGGUUAGGUUUUAUGAAUAUGCAAUAAAUAGUGAUACCAGUAAGACCUGAUGAAUUAGAACUUAAUAACCUUUAAUAGAUGGCUGGAUCGAUAGCCUUGCAAGAAAAUUCAGAAAUGGUAGAAGAAAAACAAGUACUAAUAUUUUAUAUACAAGUAACAAAACCCCCUACAUGAUAAAAAGUAUUUGGAAAAUGGAGAAAGUGUCUAGCAAAUUGUAACUAACAAAAGAACUUUUAACGACUUUAAUAGAGAAUUUCCUUUUGUCAAGAUCAGUGUUUACAAGUAGCACCAAAUGGCUAAUUAAAAAAUAUAUAUACUUUAAGAUGACAAGUAAAAAUAUUCAAUUAUGUUAGAAUUAUUGGAAGCAAUUAGAUCUCAAAAAAUGAAAUAUCAAUCAUUCGUCGUAAAAAGUAAUAACAAUAAGGAGAUAAUAAUAUAGAUUUAGGUAGAUAAUUUAAAUGAUAAUUUUUAGGUCUCUCUUCAUAAGAAGUAAAUAUAGAUUAAGUUCCUUGUAAAAUUUCAACAGAAUUUGGUUUUCGUCAUUCUAGUAGAAUUACACCACAUAUUCUCUGUUUUUUAUCUUUAAAAUAUUCCCAUUCAAGAUUUUAAUAAUUUCCAUCCAAUAUCUUUAAACUUAUACACUCAUUUAUUAAGUAGUUCUUACUUUUAAUUUUUUUAGAGAAAAACCAUAAUUCUAUGUUUAGGAUUGUGGAACAUCUUUGAAAACCUUAGUUAGAAUUAAAAAAGAAAGUCCAAAAAUAAUGAACGAUUACAACAAUUACUUAAUUGGAGCUGAUUUCUAUUUUCAUGUGGUUCAAUUAAAUUCAAUACCAUAUCCAUAAGAUAAGAAAAAAAAGGAUCAAGAAACACCAAAUGAAUACUUUUAUUAGACUCUUGUUAGAGAACAUGAAAAAUAUAGAGCUAGAAUUCAUGGUCUGUCUUUAGAAGAAUAGGCAACUUUUUAAGGUAUUUCAUAUAUUUAUAUAAUAGAAUACUUGGAAGAAUAUAGAAAAUUAAAGAAGAAAGGAAGGAAAUAAUAUCAUCUCUUAAAUUGCUAAAGACCAUUUCUUAAAAUACAAUUUGAUACACCAAUAUUUAAAUAGAUAGCUGUUUUCAUAGCUAAAUCAGGAUGUGAAUAAAUAUUUAAAAUUGGAAGAUCUUAGGAUUGCGAUAUUAUUGUCAAUAUGAAUACUGUCUCAAGAAAACAAACUUAAAUUAAAUUCAAUAAAUCAUAAUGGGAAAUCUGUGAUGGAGAAGGUAUACGAUAAUCAGCUAAUGGAACUUGGUAAUCCUUAUAACCCUAUGAAUUACCUUUUUAGAAAAAAUCUAAUCUUAGUACUCCACUUUUGAUUGAAGAUCUUAUGGAAAUUAAAAUAUCUGAAAACAUUUUUAAAUUUGAAAUGAUUGGAUUUGGAGUUUCAAAAAAGUAAUAUUAUUUUAAUAUUAUUAGACGAAAAUUGACAAAUACACUCUACUAAGAAUUAACUUAAUUUAAUUGA